Messenger RNA from Oryza sativa Japonica Group (Japanese rice), 498 nucleotides. NCBI's taxonomy places the organism in Eukaryota, Viridiplantae, Streptophyta, Magnoliopsida, Poales, Poaceae. The record is from the annotation of a RefSeq genome assembly.
AUGCUCGGCAAAGCGCUCUCCCCUUUAUGCUUUGUCUCAUUCUAUCUCUCGUCAUCACUCGAUGAAACCUCUACUUCAAUGAAAGCUCCUCCUACUACUCCCCCUUAUCCUUCUCACUCGUCGUUUCGUUGGUCUUUUAUAUACCCAUUGAUUGUCCUCGGAACAACUAUUGCACGCAGCAGGGAGUUCACUGGUCAAACUAUGUCAAUUGAAAAGGGGGGAUCCGGUGGUCUGGUCUCUGUGCUUCGCUUUACCUCUACCCAUUUCCGCACCAAUAGGAAUCUUGCGAUUCGAACCCUCCACUCAAUCUCUCUCGCCUCUAUCCAUCUCUUUUGUUCUAUCAUCCAUCAGCUCUUGUCCUACAAUUCUCUUUCACUUGCAUUUUCUUUCGUUCUGAGGUGGAAUCGAACCACUGAAGGAUUUCAAGGGCAAUGCCCCUUGCUCUUCCCACUGAAACAAGCAAAAAAGGAUUUGCAGUCCUUUGCUCUAACCAGCUGA